This is a messenger RNA of Paramuricea clavata, 184 nucleotides long. The record is from the annotation of a GenBank genome assembly. Lineage: Eukaryota; Metazoa; Cnidaria; Anthozoa; Malacalcyonacea; Plexauridae.
AUGGCAAGCAAAAAAAACUAUAUUGUUUUAGAUGACGGGACUUUGUUCUAUUCAAAUCUCGAGGAAGAUGAUGUGACCACAUUCAACCAGAAUGCUUGGACGUGCGGAAUGGAAGGGAAAGUGAAUGAAGAAAGCAAAUUCAGAUGGGCUGAAAAUGUAAAGACACAAUUGAAUAAAAUUGAUA